GGCCAAACGCCCCACCGACCGUCCACGAUCAUCCACAGCAGAAAUAGAAGGCGGCGGCUUAACUACCGGCGGCGGCGGCUGCUGCCGUAAUCCGAGGGGACCCGGAAGGAAGGAGCCGGCGAGGGGCGGAGCGGAGGAGAGGAGAAGAGCCGAGCGGAGCGGCCUCGGGCUCCUGUGUUGGUGCCGGGCGGAGCUGAAGACGGACUGGCCCGGAUCCCAGGCUCUCGGUAGCGGAACCUGCAAGAUUUGGACAUGUCCUUUAUAUUUGACUGGAUUUACAGUGGUUUCAGUAGUGUACUACAGUUUUUAGGACUGUACAAAAAAACUGGUAAACUAGUAUUCCUUGGUUUGGAUAAUGCUGGGAAAACGACUCUCCUACAUAUGCUUAAAGAUGGCAGACUGGGUCAACAUGUCCCCACACUACAUGCAACUGCAGAAGAGCUGACAAUUGCUGGUAUGACUUUCACUACUUUUGAUCUAGGCGGACAUACCCAAGCUCGCAGAGUGUGGAAAAACUAUCUGCCUGCCAUCAAUGGGAUUGUCUUUCUGGUGGAUUGUGCAGAUCGUGAAAGAUUGGCUGAAUCAAAGCAAGAAAUUGAUGCACUUAUGACAGAUGAAACCAUUGCUAACGUGCCUAUCCUAAUUCUUGGUAACAAGAUUGACAGACCAGAAGCCAUCAGUGAAGAAGGGCUACGAGAGAUGUUCGGUUUGUAUGGCCAGACAACAGGAAAGGGGAAUGUUUCAGUGAAAGAAUUGAACACCCGACCCUUAGAAGUCUUCAUGUGCAGUGUGUUAAAGAGGCAAGGCUAUGGUGAAGGAUUUCGUUGGAUGGCACAAUACAUUGAUUAAUGCCAAAAUCACAUUAGUACAUACUAUCCCAAGCCUGUUCAUUAUUUGAUCUCUCAGUGUACAUAACUUGAACUCAAUAGACUUUGGUUACAAUAGCGUAUUUUUUUUAUUAUUGUAUCAAUUGUGUUAAAUUUUAAGUGUAAAGACUGAAAAUGGAUUUUAAGCAAGUUUGUCAAUUUGGAUCUUGUAACAUUAGUCUCUAGUCCUAUAAAACCACUUUCUUUUGGGAUUCAUAGCUUGUCUCUUGUCUGCAGUCCUUUUUUGUGUGACAGUGACUUUCUAGCUCAGUAUGGUUUUUUUUAAUGCACUUUUUAACAGCUCAACUCUGCAGAUUUGUUGGUCAUAUAUAAUGCUCAUCAUGUUAAAUUUUUAUGUACUUUUUUCAAAACUGGUUUUAUAAAUGUAGAGUGUAUAACCACCUCUCAAAGAAUAGUAAUGAAUCAGCUUACGGAUAAUUGCAUGAUGCCUUACAGUUUUCAAUAAUAUACUUUCUUAUGCAACGUCAUGCAAUAAAACUAAAUCCCAUUUCUUGACAUCUUUAAUGGGAAAUACUUCAUUUUAAUGUGUCUUAACCUAGUAAGGAUGUCUCAAAAUGUGAAUAUGUGGGGUAGCUUUUUGAAAUGCAGUAUAAUUUCAGUGCACUGUAGAUUUUUUAAUUUAUUUAUCUGAUUACUUUUUUUGCUGGGAAUUAAUCCAAUUAAUUUUAACCAUGUUUUCUGAAUAUCAGCAUUCAUUCACAGUUCUCCACGUUGUACAGCAAGAGGUACCAUGAUCUCACUGUAUCAUAGUACUAGUGAAUGCCUGGAUUUCGUGCAGGAAUUUAAAUAACCACAGGAAGAACGAAAGGCUUUGUGCCCUGCUGCAUCCAUAGGUUAAAGAGUGUUUUGCACAAGCUUCUGGGAUGUGGCAAAGGUGGAUAAUUUAGGACGGCAGUCUAUUGGCCUAAGGAAUAGGGCAGUGUACUCAGCACUUAAGAUCUACAAGAUUUUGUUUUUCUGGAUUUUCUAAAUUUUUCCUAGAUUUUCUUCACUAGGGUUGAGGCCUCUGAGUGUUUAUACCCCCUACCUUGAGCAGUUUUAAUUCCUCUUGGAAGUGUUUGUGCAUUCUGUUAGUUGCUAUGCAGUGUUUGUUAUCUCUUAUCAGCCAGUACUCCCUAGGAAGGAGAUUCCUAGCUGCCCAUUUUGGCUAUGAUACAAUGCUUUCUUUAAUGAACUGUUCGUGGGUUGAUGAAAUUGAUAGCUGGCGUGCAGAGAAGAAGCUUUGCAGUUACCUCAUUCAUGAGUAGGUACUACGUUGUGAUUUUUGGAAUAGUUUAAGAUUCUUGGCAGAGGUGAUUGAUCUGGGGUACUACCUACAAAAGUAACCUGGCAGAGUAAGCAUCUCCUUAAUGUAAGAGUCAUGUGAGGAGCAGGGACUUGGCUCCUUCCUGUCACAAUAAACAAUUGUUGUGGCACCCUAACAUAACCUAUGUCACGUAAUACAUCGAAUACUUAUUUUUGAAGUAUGGUCAGAGAUUGUUAUAAUGUUGAGACUUCAAGGAUAGCUUUUCUAUGUAUCUAUAUCCGAGUAUGGCUGAUGCUACUUGGUACCUGAUUUUAAUUCUGCUUACCACUGUACUAUGCAAGUAAAACCAUUUUAAACUGGUUUAACUAUGUGGCAUUCCCUAGAGAAAACGAUGGACUGUAAUUUUGAGAGGCUGCUAAGAAUUUUAAGAUUUCUCCAAAUUCAGUACAAGGUUACAGUUUCUACAGUUCUCCCUUGGAAGGGAGGAACUGACAGUGUGGUUAUACUUCCCAUAUUGCUCAUUCUGCAUAUUUCUUCUGUAGCCUUGUUCAAAGUGAGUGCUCCAUUUUUUUUCAUGGAAAGAAGAGUCUUUGUCUAUUUAGAAGGCUUUCAGAUAUUGAAGACAUCUUUUCAAGAAGUACAAAAAAUUCUAUCACUAAAAUCAAGUGAGGGCAGAUGUAGUGCUUUUGAAAACAGGUGCCUAAAUAUCAGAUGUUGCAAAAGAACUUGAAAUAUGGCUUAUUGCUGUUAACACGUGUUUAAUAUUUUUCUUGAUUUAUCAUUUUAAAAUAUAACACUUCCAGGUUUGUUGGUGAGAGGCAGACUAAUUCUUUAAUUUACUUGUGCUUGAAUCACCAUCUGAGUCCCAGUAUUGUACCAAUAAAGUUAAUUUAGGGCUUUGAAUACAUUUAUACAGAUUAUUGUUGAUACUUUUCCUGGGUGUCUUGACUUUCAUUGGAAUCCUUUCAGUAGUCAAAUAUGAGAUGUUGUUGGGCUCCAGCUUCCGUCAACUCCAACCAGUGUGGUGAAUGGUCAGAGAUGAUAGGAGUUACAACCCAUCAAUACCUGGUGGGUCACAGGUUUCCCCAUCACUGAAUUACGGACUGAACACACAAUCAUAUUAGCUGAUAGACUGGGCAGACCUUCAUAUAUGGUGUAAUUAUCACAUAAUAUUUCACGCAUGCAUAAGGAAAUACAACAGCUAAAGGUUUCCACCUUGUGACCUAAACAUUUUUCUAGGGUUUUAAAAUAGUGGUGUGACGACAAGAGCAUUUUGGAGACUAGGCCUGUCAUGUAACUAGUGAAGAAAGACGCUAUCCUGUCAAGAUAUGUUGUUUAAUGGUGCAGGAACGCCUUAUCAGUCUCAUUCUGAGCUGUAACAGUAGGGGAGAGGUAUUAAGAAUUAAAAUGAAUAGGCUAAUGCUUUAAGAAGCAUUAUGUAAGGCUUUGUUUUGGUUUUUAGCACAUGCCCCUAUUAUUCUUCACACCCUAGGGCCCCAAUUUCAGGACUGCUCCACACAAGGCAUUAAGAAAUUAAUUUCACAUGUGGGGAACUUUCAUGGAUCCCCAACUGGCAGCAAAGCAGAGGCUUGAUACAUGGGGUAUAACAAACAUGUGAUAAGCAUCAGUAGACGCCUGUAUUGGCAAUUCAUGUUCCAGCCCAGUGGUGUUGUUGUUUUUAAUGUGAUAUGAUCAUCCUUUUUCCCUUUGGGUUUUUACAGUCUUCUCUUGGAGUACCUUGUCAGUAUUUAUAGAAUGAGAAAUCAGACACUGGUUAUGUUUGGACGUAACACUAAACUAUGGUUUAGUUCAGGACGGUGAAUCUGUGGCCCUCCAGCUAUUGGCCUACAACUCGAAUCAUCACUGAUCAUUUGCCAUGCUGGCUGGGGAGUCCAAAAAUGUCUGGAGGACCACACAUUCUCUAUCCCUGGUUUAGUGCUUUGAAAAUGAGCCUAGACUCCCCCUGGGCUUGUGUGCUCUCUUCUCCUUCUCCAGUGUGAUGGUGAGGAAGAAAUUGAAAGCUUCUGUUUUAGAUUAAGCACAGUUUAGGGUUCAAGCUUGUUUUGUAUUCAUUAAUGAUAACCACUAGUUAUGAUAACCAACUCCCCCUCACAGCCAUACCAGAGAACAAGGGGAAGGACUAAUUUAGUGUUUUGUCCAAACCAGCCACUCUCCUGUUAACAAAAUGACUUUGUUAACAGGUUUAGGUAGAAAUGCCAAAGAAAGAGACGAAGGAAUUAUUCUCCCAAUGCUUUGGUUUCUUUUAGCAAGUUUAUUUAGCAAGUUAAGCAUUUCUUUCCAGAAAGCAGACAGUUCCUAAGGUUAUUUAGCCAUUAUUUCUGUGUUUUGCGGGGGGAGUUGGCAGUGUUUCAUACUUUAUUUUCCACUCAGAGUUGGCUUGCUAACUCAUUUAAAAGGAUAGUAACUCCUAAGACUGUGCUGGAAGAAACUCACUAAUAAAAUGUUAAUAUGA
Podarcis muralis (Common wall lizard) is the source of this 4606-nucleotide messenger RNA. It is a transcript of the gene SAR1B, whose product is annotated as secretion associated Ras related GTPase 1B. Gene Ontology annotation, molecular function: GTPase activity; GTP binding. The record is from RefSeq and is a predicted model, not a curated record. Gene Ontology annotation, biological process: intracellular protein transport. Lineage: Eukaryota; Metazoa; Chordata; Lepidosauria; Squamata; Lacertidae.